CAUGCGCCGGUCGACUGAAACCAUAAAUUAUGCUAAAUAUCUAUAGCGAAAUACACAGACGCACACAUUAAUUUAGUCAAAUACUUUUUUGGGUGUGCCGGGUGAACCCCUCCCCGGUCUCUCACAGCAGCGGGCCAGGGACCGGCUCGACAUUGACACUGCUGCAUGCGGCGUUGCCUUGCUCUUCGACGACUUGAGGCGAGGGUAAGCCCACUCACAGCGGAUGGCUUUGACGUCCAAGCUGCCUCCGCUGCCGCCGCUGCUGCCGCUGCCGAUGCGUACACACAUUCUCCGGUUUUGGCCAAUUCGGGCUAUUGGCUGAUUUUAUUGUUAUGGUUAUUUAGAUUAAUUUCCUGAACAUCGACGUACAAACUGUCGAAGCGAUCAGGUUUUUGAGAAUAUCGUAUCACACGUCGGUUUUUAGUAUAAAUUCGCUUGCCAUCUACCACCAAGUCAGCACACUAUCUUGUCUACCAGUUCAAGACACACACAACCUCCACAGCCUUAAAGAUGUUCCGCUUCCUUCUUGUUGCCUCGGCUUUCAUUGCCUGCGCCUAUGGUGCUUCCCAGAGCGACGCAUAUGCCACCGGCAGGAGCGACAGUGAUAUCCAGCCUGAUGGUAGCUACAGGUUCUCAUAUGAUACCUCCAAUGGAAUCGCUGCUCAAGAGCAAGGAGUUGGUGGAUACUCUACCAGCGGUGGAUUCUCUUACUACUCGCCAGAGGGUCAACUGAUCCAGACUUCAUACGUUGCCGAUGAGAAUGGCUUCCAGCCUCAAGGCGCCCAUCUGCCCACACCACCACCCACUCCCGUAGCUAUUCUUAAGGCUUUGGAAUACAUUCGUACCCACCCACAAUACGAAGAACCCGCCCAGGGUCAACAAUUCAUUCGCCGUCAACCUCAGGUUGUCCGCAAGCCCUUCUUCGGUUAAGAGUUGAAAAGUAUUCCAAGUAUUUACAAACUAAAAGCUUUCUUAAUGUGUACAUAUGUUUUUUAAUAA
Molecule: messenger RNA, 999 nt
Organism: Drosophila montana
Lineage: Eukaryota; Metazoa; Arthropoda; Insecta; Diptera; Drosophilidae
Product: larval cuticle protein LCP-17-like
Exons: 2
Coding region: 511-930 (139 amino acids)
Cellular component (GO): chitin-based extracellular matrix
Molecular function (GO): structural constituent of chitin-based larval cuticle
Source: RefSeq, a predicted model, not a curated record